AUGACCAACCGUGUAGGUGAAAGUAAACAUUUUAUUCUUCCAAAACCACAAAAAAUGAAGGAUACUGAUGUAACAAAUCCAAUUCCUAUAACUAAUCCUUUUGAUAUUGAAAAGAAAAAUAAAAAUGAUUCACCACAAAUAACAAUAAAAGAAAUGUCUUCUGAUAAUUAUUUAAAAAGAUUAGAUAAAAAACCUAUUUUAAUUGAAAAAAAUGGCAAUGAAAAUAUUCAUUUUAAUACUACUGUUGUUUCAGAUCAAAACAAACAAAGACUAUCUGAAGACUUUGUUAAUGAAAAGAAAUCAAUCCAAGAUGAAAAUUUUUAUUUAGAAACUUCAUCUUUGAAUCAAUCUUCAUCAUUAAUUAAUAACUCAGAACCAAAAGAAUUUUGUUUUGGAUCUUCUGAAAGUGAUGACGGGUCAUGUGAAAUAGUUAUGGAUAAUCAAAUUAUUAAAGAGAGUAAACAAAAAGAUAAAAAAUUUCAACAAAUUAGUCUUUCUGAUUUUAAAGAAAAAGAUUGUGGAGAAGGUAUUGGAUUUGAGCUUGGAUAUGGAAUGGACAGCGAAGAUGAAAUUGAACCAGAAAAUAAUACAUUGAAAACAGUACCAAAAGAAUGUUCAAAAUCUCCUCAGACACCAGUUAUCCAAGAUGAUUAUGUAUUUAAAAAGAAAAAUCAAGAAGAACAAAAGUCAUGUGAAUUUGAUUUUGGAAGUGAUAAUCAUGAAAGUUCAAAUAGUUGUAUUUUUAAUGAAUCAAUAAGUAUAGGUGAAAGUCUUGGAAGUAUGUUAAACAGUUGCGAAAUAAAAGAAGGAAGUGAAUUUAAUAGUCCAAUAAAAGGUGAAGAAAAAACAGGAAAAGUUGUGAAAUUAUGGCAACCAUCCUUAUCUGAUUUCAAAGAAAAACUUAAAGAAGAUAAAAAUAGUCUUGUUAUUGGUAAAAAAGAACGUUUAUCUGAUAAAACUGAAGAUUCAAAUAUAGUAGUAACCAAACCUAUAAGUAUCAAAAGAGAAAGUUGUAAAUCAAAUAAAUUAGAACCAAGAGAAUCAUUUAUGGUAAGAACAGAUAAAAAAACAUCAAAUAAUAUUGAUAGCAAAACAAAAGAAGCUUUAGAAAUACAAGAACGAUUAAAAAUAGAAGAGCAACAAUGGUUAAAAAAGAAAGAGGAAGAAGAAAAACGAACAUUAGAAGACCAAUUAAAUUCCUUAGAAAUCACAAAAGAAGAAAACUUAAACAAAGGGAUAAUUAAAUCGUUUAUUCCUAGUUUACAACAGUGGACUGGAAUGCAAAAAUAUGAUGUUAUUUAUAACUCAAAAUUAGAUGGGUUUAAAAAAGAAAGAAUUUACAACCACAUUUGUUUAAAGAAACAUGUUAUGAUCUUAGUAUUUACAACAGAUGGAAAUGUAUUUGGAUGUUAUAAUAGUAAGAGAUUACCUGCUUUAAGUUGUGAAGGGUUUGUAAUGGAUGAUUCACAACAUUUUAUUUUUACAUUAAAAAACCCAUUGUCAAUACCACCAACAAAAUUUGUUAAAAAAAGUAUUUUUGGACCAUCAGUUGGAAUUAAUUUCAAUGGGUAUAAAUCACUUGAUGGUGAAGAUGUUUUGUUAACGUGUAGGUGGUUCUUUUAUAUUCGAGAAAAAGAUUCAAGUAUUUCAUCUUCAUUUAGUAGUAUUUAUAAUGACACUAUUGGAAAAGAGUAUUUUAUAUUCACUGGAAGUACUGUUGUAAAAGUUGAGAGAGUCAUUGCUUUAGAAUGGAAAAAAGACUCAAUUUAA
Entamoeba dispar SAW760 is the source of this 1770-nucleotide messenger RNA. RefSeq lists its product as uncharacterized. Lineage: Eukaryota; Evosea; Mastigamoebida; Endamoebidae. The coding region runs from base 1 to 1770 and encodes 589 amino acids. The record is from RefSeq and is a predicted model, not a curated record. The transcript has a single exon.